AUGACAAGUCUGAUGCCUGGUGCAGGAUUGCUUCCCAUACCAACUCCAAAUCCCUUGACUACACUUGGUGUUUCACUUAGCAGUUUGGGAGCUAUACCAGCAGCAGCACUAGACCCCAACAUUGCAACACUUGGAGAGAUACCACAGCCACCACUUAUGGGAAAUGUGGAUCCUUCUAAAAUUGAUGAAAUUAGGAGAACAGUCUAUGUUGGAAAUUUGAAUUCUCAGACAACAACAGCUGAUCAACUACUUGAAUUUUUUAAACAAGUUGGAGAAGUGAAGUUUGUACGGAUGGCAGGUGAUGAGACUCAGCCAACUCGGUUUGCUUUUGUGGAAUUUGCAGACCAAAAUUCUGUACCAAGGGCCCUUGCUUUUAAUGGAGUUAUGUUUGGAGACAGGCCACUGAAAAUAAAUCACUCCAACAAUGCAAUAGUAAAACCCCCUGAGAUGACACCUCAGGCUGCAGCUAAGGAGUUAGAAGAAGUUAUGAAACGAGUACGAGAGGCUCAGUCGUUUAUCUCAGCAGCUAUUGAACCAGAGUCUGGAAAGAGCAAUGAAAGAAAAGGCGGUCGAUCUCGUUCCCACACUCGUUCAAAAUCCAGGUCUAGUUCAAAAUCCCAUUCUAGAAGGAAAAGAUCACAGUCAAAGCACAGGAGUAGAUCCCAUAAUAGAUCACGUUCAAGACAGAAAGAUAGGCGUAGAUCUAAGAGCCCACAUAAAAAACGCUCUAAAUCAAGAGAGAGACGAAAGUCAAGGAGUCGUUCACAUUCACGGGACAAGAGAAAAGACACUCGAGAAAAGAUCAAGGAAAAGGAAAGAGUGAAAGAAAAAGAUAGAGAAAAGGAGAGGGAAAAAGAGAGAGAGAGGGAAAAGGAACGUGACAAAGACAAGGAACGGGUUAAAAACAAAGACCGUGAUAAAGAAAGAGAAAAGGAUCAGGAAAAAGACAAGAAAGAGGACAGAGAGAGAGAGCGGGAAAAAGAGCAUGACAAGGAACGAGACAAAGAGAAGGAAAGAGAACAGGACAAAGAAAAGGACCGAGAAAAGGACAAAUCCAAAGAGAUAGAUGAGAAAAGAAAGAAGGAUAAAAAAUCCAGAACACCACCCAGAAGUUAUAAUGCAUCAAGAAGAUCUCGUAGUUCCAGCAGGGAAAGGCGGAGGAGGAGGAGCAGGAGUUCUUCCAGAUCACCAAGAACAUCAAAGACCAUAAAAAGAAAAUCUUCUAGGUCUCCAUCCCCUAGGAGGUAGGACCAAAAACAGAAACAAUGUAAAAUCAGAGACAACAUCAGUGAAAGAAGAGAGAGAGAGCGUUCAACAUCUGUGAGGAAGAGUUCUAAUGACAGAGACGGAAAGGAGAAGUUCGAGAAGAACAGUACGUCACUUAAAGAGAAAGAGCACAAUAAAGAACCAGAUUCAAAUUUAGACAAAGAAGCAGAAGACAAAGAUGCACCAAGGACUGAGGAAAACAAAGUACAGCAGAAUGGGAAUUGUCAGCCAAAUGAAGAAAACCUCUCUGCUAAAACAGAAGCAGUAUAG
Messenger RNA from Chrysochloris asiatica (Cape golden mole), 1536 nucleotides. RefSeq names its product splicing regulatory glutamine/lysine-rich protein 1-like. NCBI's taxonomy places the organism in Eukaryota, Metazoa, Chordata, Mammalia, Afrosoricida, Chrysochloridae. The record is from RefSeq and is a predicted model, not a curated record. Gene Ontology annotation, molecular function: RNA binding. The transcript is spliced from 11 exons.